Messenger RNA from Acanthamoeba castellanii str. Neff, 1221 nucleotides. Its product is annotated as Fbox domain containing protein. The coding region runs from base 1 to 1221 and encodes 406 amino acids. Gene Ontology annotation, molecular function: protein binding. The record is from RefSeq and is a predicted model, not a curated record. NCBI's taxonomy places the organism in Eukaryota, Discosea, Longamoebia, Acanthamoebidae. The transcript is spliced from 10 exons.
AUGGAAGGUGCUGAGGUGGAGGCCUACGGGGACGAGGAGGUGGCGGGGUUGUUUUGGUUGCCUGCGGAGCUGUGGGCCAUGGUGUGCGGGUACCUGGACACGGGCGACCUGGCCCGGCUGAGCACCACGUGCUGGACCCUGCGCUCGCUCGCCCUCUCCAGAAAGAGCAUGCGGCAGGCGUUGACGUUCGCCUCGAGCUGGCCGGCCCUCGUGUCGCUCGACCUCUCCGCCUGGGACUCCUUUUCUGAUUCGCUCGUGAAGCACUUGCCAGAGACGCUGGAGAGUUUGACUCUGAGCUAUACGGCCAUCACCAAUCGCGGUACCUCGUAUCUGUCUCGCCUCACAGCCCUGCGCGAGCUCAACCUUGCCUCCACUACCAGAUUGGGCGUGGAACACCUCCAGUGGAUACCGUCGAGCGUGGAAGUGCUAGACCUCUCCUCCGUCUCGGGUCCAGAGAGGCAACUCCGAAUGCCAACAACGCUGACGAGUCUGGACCUUUCCAAUUCCUAUCUGUACGCGUUCAACGUGGACUUUGACGUGUGUUUGCCGCGCCUGGAGACUCUCCGCGCCAAUCGCUCAGAGGUCAUCCGGGGGAGCGCCGAGCAUCCUCCGCUGAUGUGGAGCCUCCCAUCGGGGCUCAAGUCGCUUUCAUUCGCGCAUGCCACCAUCUCGAAGGAGUGGGACCUCCUCGCGUUCCUGCCCGCCUCCAUCACCUCGCUCGACUUCUCUUUCACGCGCCUGUCUUACGAGCAGGCGCUGUCUGUCCGGACCCCUGCCAGCCUGUGGUUCGAGACCCUUCCCAAGCGAUUGCCGCAUCUCCGCCUGAUCAAUCUCGCCACGUCCUACGCCAGUAACGAACCGCAAUGUCUCAAGGUUGCCUCCGGUCACAAAAAGAGCCCAGAAAAGCUACGCCAGUCGUCAAUCGUCAUGCAAGAGCACAGCGUGCAGGUCGUCUGCCCGGCGGCCUAUUUCUACUGGCAAGGCACGGUCCCGUGGGUCUUACCGCAAGGCCGAUUCGAUACGGAGGCGCGGUCGCGGGAGGACCAACCCGUGUGGCAGGCCCUCAUCCGGCGGUGUGCCGAACAGCGCGAGCUGCUCAGCUGGCAGCCCCUUGACCCGCCACACAGCUCCGACGAAGCUCUCGAAAAGGAAGAAGAAGACGACGACGACGAAGGUGGCGGUGACGAUGCGCAAGGCAGCCUCCUCUCUGUGGGCCUCUGA